Messenger RNA from Aedes aegypti (yellow fever mosquito), 3142 nucleotides. RefSeq names its product zinc finger protein 600 (gene Clamp). Gene Ontology annotation, biological process: regulation of transcription by RNA polymerase II. The record is from RefSeq and is a predicted model, not a curated record. Bases 383 to 2275 code for a protein of 630 amino acids. The transcript has 9 exons. Lineage: Eukaryota; Metazoa; Arthropoda; Insecta; Diptera; Culicidae. Gene Ontology annotation, molecular function: DNA-binding transcription factor activity; RNA polymerase II cis-regulatory region sequence-specific DNA binding.
UCAUUCGUCGUCCAUCGAACGCAAAAGCGGACCAAGCUCUCGCUCUCCUUGUGGUUCUUCUCGCCAAAGUAGGCGACAGACAGAUCCGAAAGCGCGGACAGAAAAUUUUUCUUCCAUCUCAUCUUGUGAGUGACCGCCAUUAAAGCGAGACAAAAGACAAAGUGCUAGUUUUUCGUGCGUGGUGUUCCAAAGUGAAUUGCGAAUAAGUGGAAAUUCAACGGGAUUGCCGUCGGACCAAAGUGGAUCCCGUUUGUUGGCGGGAAUUUGUCUAGAGCAGGAAUAUCUGCUCCUCCGGCUGGUUUUCCAGCCUUUUUUCUUCGGCUGACCAGGUACCAAAAAAGCUACGAAAAUUGAGGCGUCGGGGGCCUUCACCGGGCCAAUCAUGUUCACCACCAACAACCUUCAGGCCGCCACGCCCGUCGGUAUACAAUACCAAACGACGACGGCGUCGGCGGCCGAUGUGAACAAACAGAUCAAAAUCGACGCCCAGAAAGCGACGCAGCAAACCCCGGAAUUCAGUACCUUCUACGCGAACGUGAACAUGAUCCAGAAGCUGACGCCCACCUCGCAGGCCCUCAGCACGGUCAACUUGGCCCAGUUGGCUGAUGAUACCAAAACGGUGCAGUACUUGCAGCCGUUCAGCUACGCGAACUGUGCCCUGGUGGCCAAUCAAAUGCAGAUUCCUAAUGGGGUCACCGGGAUAACUGUCGAUGGAAGACAGCUGGUCGUCAAUAAGCCGAUUACUUCUUUUCAGAACACUAUCUCCAAUAUUAGCUUCAAGUGCGAUGUCUGUGGUUUGAUGUUCAACCAUCUAACUCUAUUGAAUCAUCACAAGCGUACCCAUAACCAAGAUGGGGAGCCCACUUCGGAUGCUAUCACCGUCGUAACGCAACCACAGAGUCUUGUACAAGCCCAGAACAUCAUUUCGGAAACCGGCCAGAACUUGGGCCAAAUACAGAUUGUAGCGACGGAAGCUCUGGAGCCAGCGACACAUCAAGUCACACAGGUAACUCAACAACAGCUGGAACAACAAGCAGCAGUCGCACAGCAGCAAGCUCAACAGCAAGCCCAACAGCAGCAUCAACAACAGCAACAGCAACAACAGCAGCAGCAGCAACAACAACAGCAACAACAGCAGCAGCAACAGCAACAACAACAGCAGCAGCAACAUCAGCAAAUAGUUCACGUAACCCAUGUGAAACCGGAAAAGGUACAAAAAUGUAUCACCUGUGGAGGGCCUAUCCAGAACAACCCCAAACGCAAAGGUCCUAAACUGAUACGGUGUGAGACCUGUAUUAGCAACGACAAUGCCCACAACGUUGGACGGCCUACGCAAAUCUUCGUGGCACCAGACGGUGACAUCAAGUUCGAAAUAGGGGAAAUCCCGGUCGCCAGCAACAGUAAUUCACCGAUCGAAACGCUGAUGCCGACGCAGAUUACCACCAUCAAGACAGAGCACCAGGUGUCACCGGUGGCACAAAUGACGACGACGGUAUCAGCACCCCAACAGGCACAGACGGUUCAUCCGGUCAAGAAGCGCAACCUUGCCACGGUGACCAAGUGUACCAAAUGUAACGGAUCCGGUGUAAUCAUCGUGGGGGGUAAUCCGAAGCAGAAGCAUCUGCACACGCCCACUACCACGGUUACGGUACAGCAACCGCAGACGCAAGAGAAACCAUUCACCUGCAACACCUGUGGUGGAAGGUUUUCGCGGUAUUCCAGUUUAUGGUCCCACAAGAAGCUCCACUCCGGCGAAAAGAACUACAAGUGUAACGUAUGUGGGAUAGCAUUUGCCAAGGCGGUUUAUCUAAAGAAUCAUACUCGAAUCCAUACCGGAGAGAAGCCAUACAAAUGUGGGACGUGUGGCAUGCAGUUCUCCCAAUCCCCCCAUUUGAAGAAUCACGAAAGGACACACAGUGGUGAAAAGCCGUACGUUUGCGAGGUCUGCGAUAAAGGAUUUGCCCGGCACGCCACCCUCUGGAACCAUCGGCGUAUCCACACCGGUGAAAAGCCCUACAAGUGCAACCGUUGCCAGUCCGCGUUUAGCCAAGCUGCACAUCUCAAAAAUCACGAAAAGGUACACUCUGGUCUGAAGCCCUUCAAGUGCGACAUCUGUUCGGCUGCGUUCGCUGAUCGAUUUGCCCUGAAGCGACAUCGGGGAAUACACGAAAAAUAUGGUCAAACCGCUCCCCUCCAUCAAACCCAGGUCGUGCAGAAGGAGGAAAUCAUCGAAAUGGACGAACAGUCGCGAGAAGUGAUCAUCGGAUCGAUGUAAAUCGUAGAUCGGAAAUAAAUUUUAAUCCUUUCGUUGCAAUGAUUGUGAUCGAAACUAGAGGCACAGAUAUCAAAUGGCAGUUUUUUUUCGGUACCAUUUGUACUCGACUUACUCAUUUUUGUUUUUGUCAGAAUCGUGAAGAAAACAUUUUUCUGUUCGCUUUUGUUCGAAAACGGGUAUGCUCGAUUACCUUGCUGAGGUGUUGAAAUGAAAAUAAUUUCGAAAAGCCAUAGUGAAACUUUUUUUUUGUAGCGGAUGUCCAUUUUAUUUUUCUAAUGCCAUAGUUUUAGUGUUUCGUUUUUAAGCGGAAAAAUUGCUAGAUUGAAAAUAAAUGAAGGUUGAAAAAUAUAUCAAUGUAAUUUUAUCGGAAAAUAGAAAGUCGUAGUAUUUAUUAAUUUUAAUGGCGUUAUCAAACGCUAUACAAUUGUGUAAAAACGAUAAGGAAAUAAAUUCAUAGCAAGCUUUAGAUUUGUAAAUGGAAAAAGGCGUAUUCACUUGAAAUAAGAAAAAAUUGUAAAUAGUUGUCUAACUAAGUAUCAAAAAUUCAGAAAAUUGAUCAUGAUGGUGCGUUCAAAUACAUCCCUGUAUACUGUCAUUUUUCUGUGUUAUGCAAUUUUUUUUCUAGCUUUUAAUUUGAUUAGUUUUAUUUAAAAAGUAAUAAUCUGUUUUCCUCAACAUCAGUAGUAAGGUUAUAUUCAACCGUACAAAUUAGGAUUGGAAGAGAAUAAUUUCAAAUUUAGAAUCUUAAGUGUACAUACACGAUGUAAACGAGAAAAAAAAAUCACAUUAAUUUGUUCUGUUGUUCUGAAGAAAAAAGUGUAUAGAUGGCAAUAAGUUUUCGUAAUAAAGUUUAAAAUGUAUUGUAAA